CGACAUCGACAUCUCACCACACAGCACUCUCUUGCGACAAACACCAUCUAUCUUUGCAUUUGAAAGAUAGAUCAGGGUCGCAAUCAUGGCUGUCGGCAAGAACAAGAGACUUUCGAAAGGCAAGAAGGGUCUCAAGAAGAGAACCCAAGAUCCCUUUACCCGAAAAGAUUGGUAUUCAAUCAAAGCUCCUUCGACCUUCAACCAGAGAGAUGUCGGAAAAACCCUCGUUAACCGAACAACUGGUCUGAAAUCCGCCAACGAUGCCCUUAAAGGCCGAAUCUUCGAAGUCAGCUUGGCCGAUCUACAAAACGAUGAAGACCACGCCUUCCGCAAAGUCAAACUCCGAGUCGACGAAGUCCAAGGCAAGAACUGCCUGACCAACUUCCACGGUCUCGACUUCACCUCUGACAAGCUCCGAUCGCUCGUCCGCAAGUGGCAAACCCUGAUUGAGGCCAAUGUCACCGUCAAGACCACGGACGACUACCUCCUGCGAUUGUUCGCCAUCGCCUUCACCAAGCGCCGCCCCAACCAGAUCAAGAAGACCACAUACGCGGCGUCGUCACAGAUCCGGGCCAUCCGCAAGAAGAUGACCGAGAUCAUCCAGCGUGAGGCUACCAGCGUUACUCUUGCCCAGCUUACUGGCAAGCUCAUCCCCGAGGUCAUUGGUCGUGAGAUCGAGAAGAGCACCCAGGGCAUCUACCCUCUUCAGAAUGUGCACAUCCGUAAGGUCAAGCUGCUCAAGGCACCCAAGUUCGAUCUCGGUGCGUUGUUGGGUCUGCACGGUGAGAGCACGCAGGAUGACUCCGGUGCUAAGGUUGAACGGGAGUUCAAGGAGCCGACACCUUUGGAGAGCGUGUAAAUGGAAAAGUCAUCACGGGGUGCGGAGUUAGAAGAAGACAUGAGGAGAAAGACCACACAACAAGAGACGAGGCUUCGUUCUUCCUGCUAUUUGAUCGGUAGGACAUGGGUCGGAAUUAUGCUAGUCAACAAUGAGGAUGGAGGAUGAAGACGGCUUUGCUUACGACGGCUUUCAUGCUUGUUUUCAUCAUGCCCUGACGGCGCAAAUGAACAGGAUUUGCAUAAGGGAUAUGUUUAUGCUAGAGAUAGCACGGCAUAGCAUUUUGCAACAAGACAAAUCAAAGUUGAAAAUCUGAUCCAUGUGCCUUGGAGAGCAAUUGUGGUGAUGAAUUACUGCUUCUUGCGAAUUCCAUGUCUGUGCU
Molecule: messenger RNA, 1220 nt
Organism: Exophiala xenobiotica
Lineage: Eukaryota; Fungi; Ascomycota; Eurotiomycetes; Chaetothyriales; Herpotrichiellaceae
Product: 40S ribosomal protein S1
Exons: 3
Coding region: 86-859 (257 amino acids)
Biological process (GO): translation
Cellular component (GO): ribosome; cytosol
Molecular function (GO): structural constituent of ribosome
Source: RefSeq, a predicted model, not a curated record